UUACUUUAUGACAUACCAUGGUGGAUAUGAAUAUUCAUUUGUGCCACGUGCAAUGAUAAUGCCAGCUGCAUCGCAAAACGAGGACGAGAAUGUUGAUCCUCGUGGAAAUAAUUUUUGCUGCUUUACUUGUAAGAUUAUGCUGGUUGCUCUUCUGCAUUCAUUCGGGACGAACCAAAAUUGCUUCUAAAAAUAGGAAGUCUAUUAAAGCGGCUGUAGUGAUAGGUUCGGGUGGACACACAACAGAAAUGCUGAGACUAGUUCAAGCAUUACAUGCUGAAAAAUACUCUCCACGGAUAUAUUUUCUUGCUUCAAAUGAUACUACCAGUGAAGUUAAAAUUCAUAAGCUGGAAGAUAGACGUGAAGGCGAAUAUGAAGUUAUCAGGAUUCCACGAAGUCGAAAUGUUAGUCAAUCGUUUAUAACUUCCUUUGCAACAACACUGUAUGCGGUUGUAGCUGUCAUACCGCAUAUGUUGUCUCGUAGACCAGAACUCAUCCUUUGUAAUGGACCAGGGACUUGCAUACCGAUUUGUUUCAUAGCAUUUAUAAUGCGAAUACUUUGCAUUUGUGAUAACAGAAUAGUGUUUGUGGAGAGUAUCUGCCGCGUUAAAACAUUGUCAUUAACGGGAAAAUUUUUAUUGUUUUUUGCUGAUGAACUUUUUGUGCAGUGGCCAAAUUUGAAGCAUUUACAUAAACGUGUUAACUAUGUAGGCAGGCUUUCAUGAGAGUUGUUUGGCAAUGCAAUUGUGACAUAAAAUAUUGUGCUAUUAUGACUCCAAAGUAGAAUCAGAUUUUGUUUGAGAAUACAACCUUGCAUUUUUGCAGUAUUUAAGUUUGAAAUAUAUGUCUGAAAAAUGUUUGUUAUAUGUUCGUUGAGAGACCCUUAUUAAAAUUUUGCUGUUAUGGUGGAAAGAUUGCUUAUCUUCCACAUAGUAGAUCCAGGGUUUCUUCUUGGAUUGUUCACGAGUAGGAAACACAAAAAAUGUUGCUGUGCCAAGAGUUUUAUGUGUACUUCCAUCAAUUCAGCUCAUUGCCUCAUGUCUUCGGUAAAUGUUCCGUAUCACAUCUCCAAGUUUAGGUUAUCCAUUGGUCCUGUGGUACACAGUGCUUGCUUUUCUUUAUUAAGUACGUCAAACAAUCCCAAAAACAAUAAACAAAUUGUGAUAUAGCAAUGAAUUAUAAUUGUAAGUGUAAUACGAACUAUAUUGCUUUUUUUAAAUUCAACUUAAGAUCAUGAUUCAUUGUUAUGUCAAAACUUUUUUGAUGUGCAGGAUUUUUCACCGUACUAAAUUAGAACAGCAAGCAUCAUGUACCGCAGGAUAAAAGAAUGCAGGAUCAUGUUAUCAGGAUCAAGGAAUAAACUUAGAUACGUGAUACGGUACUAUGACCUCGUAUGGACCUCGAUAAGAUGUUGAGCUUAUGCAUUCGUAUAAUCAUUCAUUCCUAUGGUGUUUAGAUAGUUAUCUUAGAUGGCCAAGCUAGAAUAACUCAGGAUAUGAUAUGAAAAUUGAUUUAUAUAGUCUAUUGCUUUUACAAUAUUAUUGUAUUCUAUUGCUUGUAUGCUUGCAAUUGGGUUUUUGCCCAGCAGCAAGGAGCUCCCCCCACCCCCCAAAUAUUAUUUUUCCAAUUCCUGAAUUGGAAUGUGUUAUUGUAUUAAUAUUCUAGCUUUAAGAAUCUUACACCUUUAAAAAAAAUUGUGGGUGUGAAAUGUUUUAAUGCUUGUUAAUCUUGUUUUUGGAAGCUUGACAGAAAUAAAGAUUUUAACAUAUCAAA
Bacillus rossius redtenbacheri is the source of this 1770-nucleotide messenger RNA. It is a transcript of the gene Alg14, whose product is annotated as UDP-N-acetylglucosamine transferase subunit ALG14 homolog. The record is from RefSeq and is a predicted model, not a curated record. The transcript has a single exon. Gene Ontology annotation, cellular component: UDP-N-acetylglucosamine transferase complex. Bases 90 to 722 code for a protein of 210 amino acids. Gene Ontology annotation, biological process: dolichol-linked oligosaccharide biosynthetic process. NCBI's taxonomy places the organism in Eukaryota, Metazoa, Arthropoda, Insecta, Phasmatodea, Bacillidae. Gene Ontology annotation, molecular function: N-acetylglucosaminyldiphosphodolichol N-acetylglucosaminyltransferase activity.